Molecule: messenger RNA, 5250 nt
Organism: Spodoptera frugiperda (fall armyworm)
Lineage: Eukaryota; Metazoa; Arthropoda; Insecta; Lepidoptera; Noctuidae
Exons: 9
Coding region: 450-4823 (1457 amino acids)
Source: RefSeq, a predicted model, not a curated record
GCAGCAGUGCUACUCGGCCACCGCCGCGGGCCGCACGCCACACACCACUCCCGCCAUACGCACGCCAGUUAGAGCCCAAUGGGCUGAACUGUGACGAGCGUACACGCGCACUCUACCGACAACUAGAGACUGAUUCGUGUUCAGGAAAAUCCCUUCUGGGAGAGGAACACGACUCAGCUCGCUCAAAAGUCGACCGUGGUCGUAAUAAGUGUGCCGAAUCAGUGGACUUCAACCAUAGGUCGGAGUGUGUCGCCUGCCCCAGCACUGGACCCUCGUGACACCGAGGCUCUCGACUGCGCUCAAGCGCGGGCGGCGGGCCGCGCGGGGUCACGCCGGCGCUGCGCGACGCGCUGCGCACUGUCCGCGAGGCGUGGGCCGAGCCGCGCUCGCUGCUCAGUCGCUGUUUCAGCCGGUCGGUGCGGCAGUGGGCCGCGCCCGCCCCCGCCGCCAUGGAGCGCGCCGCCGCCGAGCUGCCGCCGCGGCCGGGCGCCUCGCCGGGCCUGCUGUGCCGCCGCUACUCCGUGCCCGAGACUAUCAUGCGGAAAUAUCGUCUCGCGCAGCAGAGAUCGGACUCAGAGGAAAGCGCACCUCAAACCAACCGCUCGGUCGCUUCGGCGUCCCCGGGGCCGGGCUGGGACGCGGCCGGCUCGCCCGGCGACACGCCGCACCGCUUCCUGCGCCGCGACCGCGAGCUCAUGCGCAAGUCGGCGCUGCUCCGGCGGCUGUGGGGCCGCGGCUGCUGCUGCUGCGAGCCCGCGCCCGCCGCCGGGCUCGGCACGCGCUCGCUCGACGGCUCCCGCUCCGAGCUGCGCCAGCUGUCCAGCGGCCUGGCCUCCUCGCGCUACUCGCACGCCGUCGGCUGGACCACACCCAAACGGCAGCGACUCGACUCUUCGAGAGACUUCCGCGGCAGUGACGAGAUGAUUCGUGCCGCGAUGAAAAAUAGCUACGAUCGCGCUGAGGAUCCCCGCAAAGACUCCGGCACCCGCAUCGACUUAUCAGACUCGACGUGCAAGUGCCGCGAGCCUUCGUCUUACACCGAGACGGUGACGGACGUGCUCACCGACAGUGAGGGUUCCAAGUCGGAGAUACGACACGAGAGGGAUACAUUCCCGCAGUACUCGGAGCGCCACUUGUCCGAAACGUCUACGACACAAAUCAGAUCAAGCACGAUAGACGACCCACACGUGACCAGCGAACACUCGGCGGCCGGCAGCGACGAGCGCCUGCUGUCAGACUCCUCGGACACAUAUUCGGCGUCGUACCCCACUGCGCAGGAGUGCCUGAGGAGCAGACCCUCGCUCCACCUCACGAGCAGCGCGCACAUCGCCGGCCACGUGAGUGAGCACUCGACGAGCUUGUUCCGCGAUGACAACGAUGCCGUACCCUACGACAGGCCCCUGACCGUUCACACGCCGUCCUACGAAGUACUAGAGAUUGUCGUGUCAGAAACACUAAACGUGAGCUCUGCGCCGUCUGCUAGCACCCUUCCGCCGGACAAGUUCUCACAAAGUUUGAGGACUCCCGCGCAAAACCAGAAGACUGCCCAAAAUAUUAACAUUGAUGAAUAUGUGUCCAAUAUUCUAGUAGAGAGCCUGAAUUCGUUGACUGAUCAAUUGGAAUGCAUGAAUGCGUCUAUGGGAAGCCAUAGGAAGAUAAGUAUUGUUGAAAAGGAAAUAAAAGUAAAACUACAAAAUACAGGAGUUAAUACGAUAGUUCACUUGAGCCCCACCUCCAACAACCAAAUUAUAUUUGGAAAUGAAGAGCUGUGCAUGAACGAGGGCAGCAAAGACAACUGCAACAACCCGCCCGGCCAGCACUCGCCGCAGGAGCAGAGAGACUCCGAGCUCGCCAUCCGCGACGAGCACAGCGUCGAGUGCAACAAUAACACGGACCCCUUCGACCUGCAGCAUGACGCCGUCAACCAGGCCGUGCUGCAGCAGAUACAGAAGCUGUUCCAAGACGAGUUCCACAGCCUGGACGUCGGAGUCGACUAUCCUGAACAAACAAUGCCAGAAAUAUCACAUAUCGAAAUCUCAAGCGCAACGGAUGUGUUCAUUAACAAUGACAACGAGCUAAGCACGCAGGCUAGGGACACGAUGGAAGGCAGGUACGAGGUUAUCAGCGGCGUAGGAACCGGCAGCUACUAUCCCGACGUGGAGGACCGGCCUGUCGUGCCGCGCUUCUCUGCCCUCCCGCACACCGACUCCAUGGAGGUGAACACCUCCUCCUCCGAGGACGCAGACCUUAUGGGUUCCGACUGCACUAGUCUUGUGGAUAGUCUAGACGAUCCCAACUCUCCAAGGUCCGUGUUGCUACGUCGUGCUUUCUCCAACAGGCGCAACGAACUCGUUCGGUCCGCAAUAGACGUUCUAGAUCUGUUACCCGAAGAUGCUCGCCAAGACGAACCUACUACUCCGAAGGACAAGGGUGAGUCAUUUUUCAUUAAAAUCAAAGACAAUGAGUGUGACUGUGAUAAAGAAAACGUGAAUGUGGCCGAUCGGAUGCCUGAAAAAAUAAAACAGAGAUUAUACCGACGACAUCGUAAACGAGAAAUGCGAAUGGAGUGUGCAAGGAGAUCAAGGGGUAAAACGCGGCCGAGAGAACCCCAGGCGGAGCGCACGCGUGGGCGGCGCGACCUGGAGCGUGACUGUGUCGCCAUCGUGAACGCGCUUAUUGAUGACGUCAUCGCUAAAGUUGCACAAGAUGAAUACAAGUGCAUGCGCAUCAAGCACCGCCCCGCCAGGACGCUGGCCUCGCACUCCGAUGAUAACGUCGUCAAGCGAACUUGGAAGAAAGAGCUGCUGCCCAUCGAAGAUAGAGAUCCAUUUUUAUCUGCGAAGAGUCACAAUACUCGAUGCGACUCGCAGCAGACGGGUAAACAGAGGAGCGAACGUCACCAAAUACAUGGCAAACUGUCACUCGUGACGAGACCCGCGGUCGCCUGCGACGAUAGGGCCGCUAAGCGGAUAUACCAAAAGUCUGAAAUACGUGAUGGUAACAAAUGUAUCGAAAUUUUAGAAAUAUUAGAAUACGUGAAUGGGUCACAAAGUUCUCCAGAAACUACUAACUCUGACGAAAAUCAUAAUCAACAUGUGAAAAAUAAAAAAUCUCGUAUUCCUAUUCCUAUUUAUGACAAAAAUUUAAGAUCCCCUACGAGUAGUAGUAGUAGUAGGCGCAGUUCGAUGCCGCGAGCUGAGCUCAAUGGCAACACCAACCGCUUAAUCGCAGAUAUGUUGCUGGGCGCGUUAGUGGAGAGCGAGCCCAGCGAACUCAGCGAACCAACCGGCCCCCCACCGGCGCCCCGACGCGCCUCCGUGCCGCGCUUCAAGCAGACCUUCGACAUCAUCCCCGAAGAGCGCAGCAGUCUCAGCCUUGAUUCCGGCAGCGAAGACCCUAACCACAACCGCCGCGCCUCCGACACCUCCGCACUUGAUGAGCCAACGGCGCCGCCUGCGUCCGCACACCCAUCACAAAAACUCAUCAAACCUCAAGGGGAUUCACCACGACGAUGUAAAGACAUGAAAAGUGCUGCCACUUCUCCGAUGACGGAUUGCGAUACCAGUAAAAAGCCUCUCAGAUCCAAAAACCAAACAACAAUGACAUCCCCUCUAAGCAAGUCAGCAGCGACUAGUCCUAUGCGGACAUCAGGAACAGAAGGCGCGGUGCGGGAGGAAGCUCCCCUGGCCAGCAAGCGCGGCCGCCACGCCUGGCUGGCGCAGCACGGCGCAGGUCAAAAAGAAAUGGCUGACAAAGCACGGCAACGCAGGUCCACAAUGACACAAAACGAAAGACAUCCGAAUCCACAGCGACAUGAACACAGCACCCGAGAAGAGCGCGGCGAACGGCGCCGGCAGCCCGCCAGCGGCACGUCUCCGUCUGCAGAGCCGCGCUCCGACUGCUCGCCGGUCGAUGCGUACAUCAUCGGCGACAAGAGAAAGGCGAACGACGGAAUGCACUCGCCGUUCGUCAAACUACCAGAGUUUAAGGGCGGCGGUGACAGCGGCGCCGCCAGCUCCAGCGACAGCAGCGAGUCGGGAGGCAGCCUGCUGUGCUCGCUCGCGCCCAAGUGGCUGUCGCAGGGCCGCGCCAGGCGGGCAGCGCGCCGCCGCGACGCGGAGCGGCCGGCGCCGGGCGCGCAGCCCGAGGCGGGCGCGGGCCCCGCCAGCCCCCAGCAGCCAGGUGAGCAGCGGGCGGGGCGCGCGCCGCCUGCGUGCGCAGCUACUGACGGUCGCGUGUGCAGGUGGCUGGUCGGUGACGGUGGCGGGCUCGUGCCGCGCCACGCUGCCCGCGGACGUGGAGAUGCGCUUGCGGUUCCCGCACGAGUCGCAGGCCGCCGCCGACGGGCCCUGUCAGGAAUGCACGUGUCGGCACUGCGCGACGUGUGCGUGUCCCGCGCGGCCGCCGGCGGGGGCGGGGGCGGGGGCGCGGGCGGCUCGCGGGGCCCGCCGCUGCCGGCCGCCGCGCCGCCGCUGGCGCAGCUCGCGCGCUCCGACUCUAGCAAGCUCACCCUCACUAUGAAGAAGGAAGCGCUCGACUCUUCUAUUCUUGCGUCCAAGAGUUCGAAGAAGUCUGGUGAGCCGCUACCUGACGUGGAGACGUAUCGUGCGUCACGGAGUAAGCUAAAGAGCUCCGUCAAGACGCGUCGGGGGUACUCCCUGCACUGCUGGCUGCCCGACAGCGAGGACGCGCCCCUCAGGGCGAGUGACGGGCUGUCGGUGCUGGGCAGCGCCAUCAUCCCCGAGCUGAAGCCGCGCGUGCCCACCAUGAGCGAGCGCGACCUCACGCGCGUCUACACGCCGCGCCACUACCUGCGCCUCUAGCGCACCCUCAUUGUCCCAACACUUCAUUGUCUUUUGUUAAGGCCGGGACUCUUGUAGUACCUACUUGAAUAAUCUUAAUUGUCCAAAAAGGAACAAAAUAAUAUUAGUGAAGUCAUUAUGGCCGGGGUAGCUGCCAUCAGAUUAGUUUUCACUUCAGCCGGCCUGCAGCGGGAUGUCAAUAUAUGUAAUGGCCUGGAUGGUCAGCAAUAGUGCAGGUGUUGCGUCCCUUUUCACACUUCUUUAUUUACUUUGGCAGCUUAAUUUUAUCGCAGUGAAGCGUUAAAUUAAGUAAAGAAACACAAGGGUGAUGAAGCGACGUUAAUUUUUACUUGGAUGAAUCGUAGCCGAAACUGGGGGGGGGGGUAUACCCCGACAAAUUGUAACAUUUUGGUAUUCUGUAAAUAAUAAAUAGUUUUAUGAUUUGAAA